CGCAUGCAGUAAACGCAGCUGCUCACAGAGCAGAGAAGCCAGACACAGCAUGGAGAACGUUCUACCCGCUCGCUAUUCGCACUCUGCAAUGUAGAAACCCUGCGCAGUGUAGGAGAAGCAACAUUUCAGGUUACAAGGGAGCUUCUUCUAUCUAAAUGCCUCCAUUACAGAGUUUUGGAGAAAUGGCUGCUCCUGAGGACACAGUUCGGGAUGGGCAUGGAUCUGAAGAUGUCGGACUGAAGGUCUGUCUCUAUCACCCCACCACCCACCCUGGUGGAAGCACCUUGGAGUUCUACUCUGGAGGGUAUACAGCAGAGGAACUUUGCAUUCUGGCAGCAAAGGCAAGCGGAAUCCUGCCGGUCUACAACAGCCUCUUCGCUCUUGCAACUGAAGAUCUGAAAGUUUGGUUCCCUCCAAGUCACAUUUUCCAAGUCGAUGGAUCCACUCAACAGGUUGUUCUAUACCGGAUCAGAUUUUUCUUCCCCAAUUGGUUUGGACAAGGCAGCAAGAAAUCAUAUCGCUAUGGUCUUACAAAGGAGUGCAUUAACACCGUUUUGGAUUACUCUGUCAUAGACUACCUCUUUGCUCAGUCACGCACUGACUUUGUCAGUGGUCUCAUAAAGGUGCCACUGGACCUGCAAAUGCAAGAGGAAUGUCUGGGAAUGGCAGUAUUGGACAUAAUGAGGAUAUCGAAGGAGAGGAAAUGGAACCUGCAACAAAUCUGUCAUCACAUCAGUUACAAGUCCUGCAUCCCGGCUGCCCUCCGUCGCCAAAUCCAGCAGCACAACUUCCUGACAAGGAAGAGAAUCCGAAGAAAGUUCUACAAAUUCUUGAGGAAAAUCAGCCACUGCGAGGCGGACCUCAAGUACCUGAAGCUGAAAUACCUCAUGGACAUGGAGAGCUUGGAAACUGUGCCCAGCAAGGAGACUUUCCAUGUUAAAGAUCCAACAUGGGAGCCCCAGGGACAGGACGUUCACAAGUUCAUCUGUGUCUCUGGGGAACAUGGAAUCCAGUGGAGUUUAAAAGGAGAUGAGCAGUGGCAGCCAUUUUGUGACUUCCCCGAGAUUGUGGACAUCACUCUCAAGCAAGCCAGCCGAGAUUAUGUCUUGGAAGAAAGCCGAAUUGUCACGCUUACCAAGCAAGACAACAAGCUUUUGGAGGCAGAGUUUCCCACUCUGAGAGAGGCUCUCUCCUUCGUGUCUCUUAUCGAUGGGUAUUACAGACUGACGGCUGAUGCACAUCACUAUUUCUGCAAAGAGGUGGCUCCACCGAAGCUGUUGGACCACAUUGAGGACAACUGUCAUGGACCUAUCACCUCUGACUUUGCCAUGUAUAAGCUGAAAAAACUUGGAAACAGGAAAGGAUUCUACAUCCUCCGCUGCAGUCCUAAGGAGUUCAACAAGUACUUCCUGACCGUUUGUGUUGAAUCGGAAUUUGGAAAGGACUACAAGGACUGUCUAAUUAUAAAGGAGAAAAAUUAUUCUCUGGCUGGAGUGCAAAGACAGUUUGAGAGUCUGAAGGAGCUUCUGAAUUACUAUCACACCGCAGGCCUCAUGUCAGAAAGUGUCAGCAUCCAGCUCAACACCUGUUGUCCACCUAGACCAAAAGAAAAAUCCAACUUGAUUAUCAUACGCAGUAACUGCUCUUCUGACCUCCUCACAUCUCCGACCAUGCAGCGAAGGAAUGUCAAUCAGAUGAUGUUCCACAAAGUGAAGAAGGAAGAGCUGACUUGGGGUGAAAGUCUAGGUCAAGGCUCCUUUAUGAAGAUCUUCAAAGGUACAAGAAAGGGAAAUGCGGAUUGUGAUUUUUAUCAGAUGGAUGUUUUACUGAAAGUCCUGGAUCACACGCACAGGAACUAUUCUGAGUCAUUCUUUGAGGCAGCGAGUGUAAUGAGUCAAAUUUCCCAUAAGCAUCUCAUCCUGGUUUAUGGAAUCUGCGCAGUUAGCGAAGAAAACAUCAUGGUGCAGGAGUACGUGAAGUACGGAGCCCUGGACAUGUACUUAAAAAAGAAUAGAAACAAAAACUGUGUCAACAUCAGCUGGAAGCUGGAAGUUGCCAAGCAGCUUGCCUAUGCCAUGAAUUUCCUGGAGGACAAGCACAUUGUCCACGGCAACAUCUGUGCCAAGAACGUCCUGCUGACACGCGAAGGAGAUGCAAUGACUGGGAUUCCUCCAUUUAUCAAGCUGAGCGACCCAGGGGUCAGCAUCACAAUCCUGCCAAUCGAAGUACGAAUUGACAGGAUUCCCUGGGCAGCUCCAGAAUGCAUUGACGAACCCAACCAUCUGGCUCUAGAAUCAGACAAGUGGAGUUUUGGGACAACGCUGUGGGAGAUAUUCAGCGGAGGAGACCUUCCUCUCUACAGCAUGGAGCCCACACGGAAGCUACAGUUUUACGAGGAUGGUCUCCAUCUUCCUGCUCCCAGGUGGACAGAACUCGCCAACCUCAUCAAUCAGUGCAUGAACUACCAGCCCUAUCUGCGGCCAUCCUUCAGAGCCAUCAUCAGAGAACUCAACAGAUUGAACACAUCAGACUAUGAAAGGCUCUGUGACUUGUCCCCCAGUGACCUCCCCAGUACUGAUGGCUUCUGGCGCUUUGUUGACAUGAGGAAACAGGAUGAUCCCAGUUUCUUUGAAGAGAGGCAUCUUAAAUUCAUCUCAAUGUUGGGCAAGGGAAACUUUGGCAGUGUGGAGCUGUGCCGAUACGAUCCACUCGGUGACAACACAGGAGACCUGGUCGCCGUGAAAAAGCUACAGCACAGCACAACAGAGCACCUUCGUGAUUUUGAGCGAGAGAUUGCGGUGGUCAAAAAUCUCCACAGUGAAUACAUUGUAAAAUACAAAGGGGUCUGCUACAGUGUCGGGCACAGGAACCUGAGACUAAUCAUGGAAUACCUGCCAUAUGGAAGCCUGCGAGAUUACCUGCAAAAGAACAAACACAGACUGGAUCAUAAAAAGCUCUUGCUGUACGCCUCACAAAUAUGUAAGGGGAUGGACUAUCUUGGCUCCAAACGCUACGUACACAGGGACCUGGCAACACGGAACAUUCUGGUAGAAAGUGACACCUGUGUAAAAAUAGGUGACUUUGGACUGACCAAGAUUCUGCCUGGAGACAAGGAUUAUUACAAAGUGCUGGAGCCUGGAGAGAGUCCGAUCUUUUGGUAUGCUUUCGAAUCUCUGUCCGACAGCAAGUUUUCCAGAGAGUCGGAUGUGUGGAGCUUUGGUGUUGUGCUUUACGAGUUGUUCACGUACAGUGAUCGAAGCAGGAGUCCGCCAAUGGAGUUUCUGCGGAUGAUUGGUUCAGAUAAACAGGGCCAGAUUGUCUUACAAAUGCUUGAAGUCUUGAAAACCAAACGCCUCCCAGCACCGAAGGACUGUUCUAGAGAGAUGUACAAUGUAAUGCUGAGCUGCUGGAACCACAAUCCUGCACAAAGACCGACGUUCGUGGAAUUGCUGCGAAACAUCGAAGAGAUGUACGAUGCCCUUCGGUGAUUAGCGUUGGUCGCUGGAGACAAACAUGGGAACUGAGCAAACAUGGGGACCAUGUUGUACCAUACAUGUCACCAAAAGCCAGGAUUGAACGCAAGACAAUUCACGAAGAAACUCAUAGCCCUUGCACCCAUAUUUAACAUUAUCAAGUUGUUUGAACUGCCUCAAUGAGCAUCGCAUUAUUAAUUACUCUUGAAGUGCAGUGACUGUUGCUAUGUGGUGCAGCCCAAACUCUCCCUGCCACAGCUUGCUGAGUUCCACAAUAUUCAACACCUUCAAAAUAUUGAAUACAACUUCACGCUGCGACUGUUGGAUGUUGGAAGGAGUCAGAUACUAGGACUACAUUUUCUCCUUCUGCAAUUUUCUUGCACUUUUGUUACAUUUAAACAGCCAUGAUCUCUCCCUUCGAGUGCAGAGACAACAGGCAGCGAGAGCGCGAGGAGAGGCACAGGCCAUUUAAUAUAACUCACCGCUUGUCUUAAA
Molecule: messenger RNA, 3968 nt
Organism: Carcharodon carcharias (great white shark)
Lineage: Eukaryota; Metazoa; Chordata; Chondrichthyes; Lamniformes; Lamnidae
Product: tyrosine-protein kinase JAK2-like
Exons: 24
Coding region: 156-3488 (1110 amino acids)
Biological process (GO): hemopoiesis; cytokine-mediated signaling pathway; cell differentiation
Cellular component (GO): membrane; cytosol; cytoskeleton
Molecular function (GO): ATP binding; non-membrane spanning protein tyrosine kinase activity; cytokine receptor binding
Source: RefSeq, a predicted model, not a curated record